Teleopsis dalmanni is the source of this 1971-nucleotide messenger RNA. RefSeq lists its product as uncharacterized. The transcript is spliced from 6 exons. The record is from RefSeq and is a predicted model, not a curated record. NCBI's taxonomy places the organism in Eukaryota, Metazoa, Arthropoda, Insecta, Diptera, Diopsidae. Bases 337 to 1920 code for a protein of 527 amino acids.
CUGUCACCACAUCGUCCACCCGCACCACCCACUGAAUAUUUCCAGUUCAAUAUUGGCGGAUAUGAUCCGGCAAAUUUAUUGCGAACUAAUACGGAUGCGCCUGCAUUAGACGGUUAUAUUGGAUGCGUGCGUGGCCUGAAAAUUGGUACAAAUCUGAUCGACUUGGCUGAUGUCAAUGAAAGGAACAUAGCGCCCACACUCGAUGGCGUACUACCCGAUUGUCAAAUUAAAUGCGACGCAGAACCAUGCAAGAAUGGCGGCAUUUGUAAGGAAAAUUUUGCCAAACAGGAAUCCACAUGCGAUUGUGAGCAUACUAGCUUCCUUGGUGAGUUUUGUAUGGAGGAAAAAGGUGCCGAUUUUAGUGGUGAAUCGACAAUGCAAAGGAAAUUUGAGUUAUUUGGUAAAGUUGACUAUGUGCGACUGCAAUUGGCGUUCUCCUCAUUCGAUUUGAGACGUGCCAAUCGCGUAAUGUUACUACUACAGACCGCAGCAGAUCGUAGUUACUAUCUCAUGGUAGCCAUAACAGCAGAUAAUUAUCUGUUAUUCGAGGAAGACCGCGAAGGACCAGCAGUGGGUGCACGUAUAGAUCGUAAUUUUCUUAAUAAUGCACGCCACUCCAUAUAUUACUUACGCAACGGUACGGAGGCCACAUUGUAUAUUGACCGCGAACAGGUGCCAUUAAGUGCAAUAAGUGCACGUACAUUGACGCCGACAAGUGACUCGAGUGCAAAUCGAGUGCAAAUUGGUGGCAUCAAUACAACAGAUUCGAGAUUCGCUGUGUUCAAAAGUUACAGUGGCUGUUUAUCCAACAUUUAUAUACAAGUGAAUAAUCAUAUCAUGAAACCGCUGGAGGAGUACAUGCUAUUCACCAAAUCAGGUGCUGACAACAUAACAGUAAUUAAUCCACAAGGCGUACGAAGUGCACAAUGUACUGCUAAAUUUGAUAUAUUAGAACAGCCCCUACAGGAACCAAUGGUCAACAUAAGUCUGAGCGCCGAGACUUGGGUAGCGGAACCACCGCAACGCGUGCCCUACGUGGCGAAAUACAUUUACGAUGUGUCCAAAAAGGAAGAUUCAACGCAGGUCGUCUUCAUCACCUUAACAGCCAUGUUCGUCAUCAUUGUAAUUUGCUGUUUGGUGGAGGUCUAUCGCAGUCAUUUGGCGUAUAAAGCACGCAAAGAGCGCGAAACGGACGAGGAUAUUAUAUUAUCAAAGGAACAGGCAACUAAGAUGCAUAUUUCGCCCGGUGUGACUGGUGUACAACCGUACACAUACAAAGCGCUGCCACAAGAUGAGAAAAAGCCUGGCAAUGGUGCACCUUUAGUGGGAAUAUUAAAGAAUGGCAGCACAGUUACAAAAGAAAAUUUGACGAAGAAAAAUGGUGAUUUAGCAUUGGGCCAUAUUGAUACACGUAUUGAAGAAGUUGAUGAGGACGAAGAUGAACACCAUGCUGAUGAUGAUGAUGAUACUUUCAGUUCUGUAAGGAGCGAUAAUGAAUGUGCACAAGAAAACAAAAGUGAUAAUAAUGUUAAUAAAGAUAGCCAAAUCGAUAAAGAAAAUAGUCUUAAUAAAAUUAAAAAUAUAGCCAAAGAUAACGAAGUGAAUACCAUUAAUAGCAAUAGCAAUGGUAUCCAUACAAACGAGAAUAGUGGGAAAAUGGCAUUACAAUUAACUGGGGUAAGCGAAAAUGCCUUAAAUUCUAAUAAGGUUUUGAAUGAAAAUUCUUUGACAAAAGUCGAAGCCGAAAUCCAUGCGACAAGUGAAACAGAUGUCCCAACUGAGGCAGAAACUGUUGAUGUCAGCUCGAAUCCUGCAAAUAGUGCAGCGCCGGUAAGCAACUACUAUGAGCGCCAAUUUAAUGGCAACCUUAAUAAAUUGGCACCACUGAGCUCGAUUAGUGAAACGAAUUUGCAUUUUUGAUUUGAACCUAACAAAGAUUUUUAUUAAAUAAAUAUUUUAAAUAUUUUUAAA